Messenger RNA from Vombatus ursinus (common wombat), 963 nucleotides. RefSeq names its product olfactory receptor 5M8-like. Gene Ontology annotation, molecular function: olfactory receptor activity; G protein-coupled receptor activity; odorant binding. The record is from RefSeq and is a predicted model, not a curated record. Lineage: Eukaryota; Metazoa; Chordata; Mammalia; Diprotodontia; Vombatidae. The transcript has a single exon. Gene Ontology annotation, biological process: sensory perception of smell; G protein-coupled receptor signaling pathway. Bases 1 to 963 code for a protein of 320 amino acids. Gene Ontology annotation, cellular component: membrane.
AUGAGUGGGAAUGUGACCGUAAAGCCCCAGUUUAUUCUCCUGGGACUAACCCAUCGCCUGGAGCUUCAGGUCCUAUUCUUUACCCUCUUUCUAACCAUCUACAUCAUCACUGUGGUGGGGAACCUGGGGAUGGUUGUAUUAGUGAGAAUCACUCCCCGGCUUCACACACCCAUGUAUUUUUUCCUGAGUCACUUAUCUUUUGCGGACCUCUGUUUCUCUUCCAAUGUGAGUCCUAAGAUGCUGGAGACUCUCAUAGUGGAAAAGGCCACCAUAUCCUACUCAGCCUGUUUGGUGCAAUGUUACCUUUUCAUUGCUCUGGUCCAUGUGGAAAUCUACAUCCUGGCUGUGAUGGCCUUUGACCGCUACAUGGCCAUCUGUAAUCCUCUGCUCUAUGGCAGCAAGAUGUCCCCAACUGUCUGCACAUCUCUCAUCUCAGUGCCCUAUGUCUAUGGCUCCCUCACGGGCCUCAUGGAGACCAUGUGGACCUAUAGCUUAUCAUUCUGUGGCCCCAAUAAGAUUAACCAUUUCUACUGUGCUGACCCUCCCCUCAUUAAACUAGCUUGUUCUAGUACUUACAGAAAAGAAACAUCAAUGUUUGUUGUUGCUGGGUUUAACCUCACCUUUUCCCUGCUCAUCAUUCUCAUCUCCUAUCUAUACAUUUUCCCAGCUAUCUUCAGGCUUCGCUCUGCAGACAGCAGGCGCAAAGCCUUCUCCACCUGUGGGUCCCAUCUGACAGCUGUCAUGAUAUUCUAUGCCACUCUCUUCUUCAUGUACCUGACACCACCCUCUGAGAAGUCUGUGGAACAGGGGAAAAUGGUGGCCGUGUUUUAUACCACAGUGAUCCCUAUGUUGAAUCCUAUGAUAUACAGCUUAAGGAACAAAGAUGUUAAAGAAGCCUUAAGUAAAGAACUCUUCAGAAAAGAACUUUCUAAACAAAUCUCAGUGUUCAAUUGUCUAAAAUAA